Messenger RNA from Pseudo-nitzschia multistriata, 1493 nucleotides. NCBI's taxonomy places the organism in Eukaryota, Bacillariophyta, Bacillariophyceae, Bacillariales, Bacillariaceae. The record is from the annotation of a GenBank genome assembly.
CUAUCUACAGUAUUUAUCAUACCGUACGGUAUGCAAAGACCGAAAGACCACGAUUACGAUUACGAUUUUCGUAGUUGUGUUGUCGUACUGUAGCGUACCUACUGUGCUCUACCAGUGAUGUUCGAUUCGGAACCCUCACUAUUCGGGAUCGUCCGCAACACCCAAAUCCGGCACCGCCCAACGGUUUCUCCCGAAGAACGAUCGAUGGUGCAAUACGGAGGGCCCGCAACGGCCGGGGGCAACAACGCGUGGCAGAACAGGCACCUCCGAAACGCCCGCUCUCGGCUGCGGCGGCUCGGCCCCCGAAACGUGCUGCUCCUGCUGCUGCUGGUGGUCUUGGUCCUGCGCAAUUUGCUCCGUUCCACCGACGACUACUACCGCGGGGAGGAAAUCCAGUUCCUGAGGGAUUCCGGGAUGAGCGAGGAAGAGAUCGAUGGCUACGUCGUCCGCCCAAGAGGCGCGGUGGGGCAGCAGCAGCAGCAACAACAACAACAGCAACAACAGCUGGACGAGCUGAGAAAGGAGGUCGCCUUCCUGGCGGCGGAGGUAAAGGAACUCCGGGCGGACCAGAACGAACGAGAACGAGAAGGCGAACGGGCGGCGCCACCGGCGGCGGGCCUCCCCGGAACCCAAAACGAAGCGUCGGACAGCGGGAGGGGGGCCGGCCUGGACGCGGCCCUGGCGCCGAUGGACCGGAUGCACGAGGAAAAGCGCAGGAGGCACGAGGCGCAGCUGCUGAGGGACCACCCCGGCUUCAAGCCGGGCAAGCGGCUCCGGGACCUGCGGCCGGUGGAGGCUGCCCCCGGCCAAUAGCAGAGCCGGAGUCGUGUCGUGUCGUGUCGUGUCGUGUCGUUUCGUGUCGGCCUAACUCAAACGAGGCUGCAAAAGGAAUGCAAACCAAAACACGACGCAGCAAAAUCUGCGCAGGGGUUCCUGUACAGCAGGUCGRUCCUUGUCGGUUUUGUUGCCGACGGCACCUYKACCCCUCUCUCCGGCGCCAGAUUUUGGGCAAUGGCACAAACCAACCAACCAUCCGUGUUCGCCGCCCGCAUCCCUUCCUUCCGACGGUGGCGCACCAACGCGGUGCCUGCCGUGUUUCGAGCCCCGCCGUUCCGGAACCCCCGGUUCUGGUCCAUCGUGCCGAGCUCCGUUUUUCGUGCCACGCACCGGGACGUUUCGGUCGGAAUGAACGGAGCGAUCGAGGCAGCACCGGGGUGCUCGAAUGCGAACACACAAGACGAAACCAAACGAAACCAAACGAGACGUGAUAUAGGUACUGAUACAAAUGCCCAGUUACCAGCGUUUUUUGGGGUCAUAAAAUAAAAGCUCUCCAUAGGAAGCCUCAAAAUGUUUAAUACCACUAGCCCGGGAGAAAUAGAGUGCCGUACGAACCAAUCUUUCUACCCAUCUGACACCUCGAUAAGUUGGUUUUAUAUCUUUCUGCGAGUGGCAUCAUUCCAUGUAUUUUUGUAACAAUGAAUACUUUUAUAAUC